This is a messenger RNA of Conger conger (European conger), 2109 nucleotides long. RefSeq names its product TLR adapter interacting with SLC15A4 on the lysosome. Gene Ontology annotation, biological process: regulation of toll-like receptor signaling pathway. NCBI's taxonomy places the organism in Eukaryota, Metazoa, Chordata, Actinopteri, Anguilliformes, Congridae. The transcript is spliced from 2 exons. The record is from RefSeq and is a predicted model, not a curated record. Bases 233 to 1081 code for a protein of 282 amino acids.
CAUAUGACUGACUGGAUGCUGCUGCUUCAGCCAGGGAGAUACAAUACCAGCAGGCGUUUGAAAGCUGUUCUGACAAAGCCACUAUAUUAAAUGUUCAUAUUAGACUUAUUACUCACAUACGUUGUGUAUUAUUGACGUUUAGGGAGGGCAGCUCUCUCUGUGCUGACCUUCACAGUUCCAGGGCACAGCUCCAGAUCUCAGACGCACACCUGCACCGAUCCAAACAACAGGGAUGUUGUGUGAAAGUGUUCUCUGGAGAAUGCGGUUCUGCCAGGACCGUGAGCCCCAGCGAGCGGCCCACUCUGAGCCUGGACCUCGGCGCGAGACCCGGGUUUCACCGGGCACGGCAGAGCCUGUCAGUUUUCCACAGUAUUCCUCCAGGGCCCGGUCAGGGACGGAGGCCACGAGCAGAGAUGGGCGCGGCGUCGCUCCCAGCACAUCCCAAAAUCGCACCAGCCCCGAAGUGGACAUCCCCGGGCUGUCCAAGCCCAGCGGAGACACCUUCCUGGUGCCGUCCUCCUGCAAGAGCAUCUGCAAGAACUACAGCGACCUGCUGAUCGGAGGGGACCAGGUCCUGCCCCUCAGCGAGAGCGCUGGUCAGGGGCAGGCCUGCGGCAGCCCCCAGCUGCCCAGCGGACCCUUCCUGCAGUCCAGCGAAAUCCCGCCGCCCAUGGAGUCCCUCCCCCAGGGCUCGCCCCCCUCCGCGCGGAACCCCCGCCGCGGCGACUCCUCCCGCUGGCGCACGGGCAGCGGCAAGGACCGCAGCUUCCUGUUCCAGGGCAGCCAGCCGCUGUCCAACGCGCAGCUCAACGCCUACCUGGAGCAGAAGCUGCUGGACCUGUACCGGCAGUACAUGCUGGAGAGCCUGGCCCAGCGGGGCUCCCCCUCCGCCGUGCUGGCGUCCGAGCUCAUCCUCACCAGCGUGGACCACCUCACCCAGCAGCUCUCCCGUGAGCAGAACCUGGAGGCCGCCGCGGCCAAGGACAUGGUGAUCAGCUGCCUGCUGAGGGUGGCCAGCGGCCUGCCCACCUCCGGAGAGAUCAGCACCCCCCAGCUCCAGAUCUCCGACGACCAGCCCUGAGUGCGCUAAGAGCGUGGGAGCCAGCACUGCGAGGGACUGGAGAGAGAGUGGACCCACCGCAGUGAGACCAGCGGGAGAUUGAGGGGCGACACACUUUUACACGUACACUUUUUACACUCUAAAAACUGCUGGGUUAAAAACAAUCCAUUGAAUGAUGCAAAAAAAACAAAACCAAAAAAAAAAAAACCCUAAACCCCCAUUGAAAAAAAGACCCAACGCAUGUAACCCAGCACCUACAUUCAAAAUUUGACCCAGCAUCUUUUAUAGUGUUGGCUGUUACUGCGGUCGUCCUGGCUGGAUUAUGCAAGCAGCUGUGGGCAGCAGUGAAGUCUGGUCUUACAUCAGAAGGCAGUAAAACCCUUUUCCCCCCGAGGGAAGCUGCAUUUCAUCAAACGUGUCAGGUCAGUGAAAUGAUUAGGCUGUUAAAUAAUUAAGAGCAGGGGUCAGUGAAACGGUUGCGUCGGCAUUACACAUCGCUAGAUUACGGUGUUGUCUUGGCCGAACUAGAGCAGACAGGGCUUACGGCGGGACUGGUGCGGAGGGUUAGCGUGCUGAGGGUGUCAGUAAAACUGUAGCCCUACUCUGUGAACAUCCUUACAGCUCCCUGGUCAGAACCACGGCUUUUAUCCACACAUUUACAAGGCUGAUGUAGAGUGAUAAUUAAAAGCCCGUCUCGUCGAUAAUGUGAGACUCAUCAUGAAUACACCCCAGCUGGAUUCAUCUAAAGUAGCAGAACGACCGUCUGAGAGAUGCAGACGGCACAGCCCUUCAAACGACUGAUUUCCGUCCAUUUCUCGGUUCAUGAAUCAUCCAACCUUGCAAUUCUUUGAUUUAAUUUUUCAAAAUAACAAAGGACGAAAAGCCAGACGUCUGUGCUGCCACUGAAGGGAAAAUAAAUGUGAUUUUUCAGCUUUUCCUUGCAAUUGAUGUUUCACAAACCACAGUUCUUUGUUUAAUGUUUGUUUCUUCUGCCUUUCUCACCCCUACAAUCCACUUCAAACAAUAAACAAUAAACGUUUGAGUUUUAA